Durusdinium trenchii is the source of this 1397-nucleotide messenger RNA. NCBI's taxonomy places the organism in Eukaryota, Dinophyceae, Suessiales, Symbiodiniaceae. The record is from the annotation of a GenBank genome assembly.
CUAUGUUCGAUUUGCGUUUCUUGUUGAGUUUCUGGGACAUUUGUGUCGAUUCAUGGUCAAAAGCAGCCGUUACAUGUUGGUUUUCUUCGACUUGACUUGUUUGGAUCUGCAGCAUUGGCUCGGAGGGUUCCAUGGCUUGAGACCUGCUGGUCUUGAGCAUUGGCCGUGUGUCACCGCACGGCACGUGUUCAAACCGCGGUUUGAUCCUCAAGGGACGCGGUCAUGCCUCCGAGGCGACCAGGUGGGAAGUACAAGGGUCUGAUCACCCGAACGAAGACCGAUGCCGCUCUGGCGGCGGAAGCCGAUGCCAGGGCCAAGAAACGCCAGGAAGAAGUCCUUAAGAGGGCAGCCAUGAGGAAGCAGAGGGAGAAGAUGGACCGAGAAGGCGUGGGUCCCGAUGCGGUGGACCCUGAAGAGGAGAAGCGGCAAAGGAUUUUGAACUUGUUGAUGGGAGGCCGGCGUGGCGAUACGAAGAAGUUCUUCCAAGCCUGGAAGAAGGGCGCUGCCCAGCAGCGGAAGGAGAUGAAGAUCCACGAGCGCGAGAUCGGCUGGAAACGGCAUUGCAACGGCAUGGAUCCGGACUUCCCGAAGAACUGCAACGGCAUGAAGCAGCUUUUACCCAGCAGCCUUACCUUACCCUUGAAUAACUUCUUGGCGCUGGACACAGGCGAUGUGGAAAGCUUCCGUGCCUCGCGUGGGCGAGACUACCGGAUGGGCAUGUCAGGCAUGUCGGACAAACUGAAGCAGGCCACCUUGUCAAGGGCCAUGGGCUUCCUACCCGAGAUCAAGGACCGCCACGCCGGCCAUGCGCAUGGCAGAAGCCAAGAGCGAGUGGAGGAGGAUCGGUGGUUUGGACCUGAGAGUGAGAUCCAGCGGCUCGGCGGGCCGAGUCGGAGGCGCUCCAGGUUUCGUGAACACGGCGCGGAGGUGACACCUCUCUUCAAAGCUGUUCUCCCCAAUUUUGGGACGCCGGAUCCGUCGCCGGAUCGACCGUGGCUCGAAGCAAGUCAGGGGAGCUUUGCUUCCUGGACACCCGCACCAUGCGCAUUCGCCACUGCCCCGUGGAAUUCGGACACGUGCAGGUGGUGCGGCGGCGGUCCUCCGUGCUGGAUUUGCAAGGAUGAUGCUCACGCCGUGGCACACCGGUACCGCUUAUGUUAGACUGGGCCUGACUUGGGCUCUGCAGAGUUCUGGGGUGAACUCCAGCGAACCCGUGCCACCCGUUUCCAAGAAACGCGGUGUUUGGCUCCGGCUUCGGCGCCUGUGUGACACAAGCUGCCGGAAGACCAUCUUUUUGGAGCAAGGUGAAGCAAGAAACGUCGAGUGGAAAUGGCUCUCUCCAACAAAUAUAUGGAAGUGGAAGAGAGAUCUGGUUUGUAGAUGAGCGAGAGGGAAAC